GGGCAGGACUCCGGGCAGAGGCACAUCGGGCAGAGGCACAUCGGGCAGGACUCCGGGCAGAGGCACAUCGGGCAGAGGCACAUCGGGCAGAGGCACAUCGGGCAGAGGCACAUCGGGCAGGACUCCGGGCAGAGGCACAUCGGGCAGGACUCCGGGCAGAGGCACACCGGCAUCAGGUCAUUUGGCUCGACCGCGGGCACCGCGUCAUCUGGCAAGGCAGUGGGCUCCGAGUCAACUGGUAUGACCGCGGGCACUGGGUCAGACAUUGGAUCGUCUGACUGGACAGCGGGCAUCGGGUCACCAGGCAUCAGGUCAUUUGGCUCGACAGCGGGCACCGCGUCAUCUGGCAAGGCAGUGGUCUCCGAGUCAACAGGCACGGACAGUGGGCACCGGGUCAUCAGGUACCGGAUUGUCUGGCUCGACAGCGGGCAUCGGGUCAUCAGGCAUCAGGUCAUUUGGCUUGCCAGCGGGCACCGCGUCAUCUGGCAAGGCAGUGGGCACCGAGUCACCAGGUACGACAGCGGGCUCUGAGUCAAUUGGCACGACAGCGGGCACCGGAUCAGGUACCGGAUCAUCUGGAUCAACAGCGGGCAUCGAGUCAACUGGC
This is a messenger RNA of Staurois parvus, 607 nucleotides long. Lineage: Eukaryota; Metazoa; Chordata; Amphibia; Anura; Ranidae. The record is from the annotation of a GenBank genome assembly.